CGAACUAUUUGAGAAGACCUCAAUGGGCGGAGCGAAACAAAUAGUUUCACUUAAGCGAGUCCGGUGGAGGAAGAAAGAAGAGCUAAGGACAGGAUUUAGAGAAGAUCGAUUCACCACAGUCGGGCAGUUUGUGUGUCAAUGUUUUUACAGGUCCCUAUUGAAGAAGAAAAAUGAGACUUCGGUCUCAAAGAACCCUCCGGCUUAACGCCACGUCUGGCUCGGAGACGCCGCGGAGCAACGGCCGAAAACUCAUCAAAGCAACGCCGAGAAAACCUGUCUAUUUGGGCACCGAAUGCCCUCUUCAAACAAAGAAUAAAGAGGCCGUGGAUAGUGACAAUAGUAACCACUCCGAUGACGAAAUUCCCACCAUGACCAGACGUCCACUGCCCCGUGGCCGGUUAAGGAAGAGACUCGUUGCUGUUGAUCACAGAGAGACUGAUUUGGCAUUCAAAACUCCGACCAGGCCCAUCAUGCGACGUGAGCGCGUACUGUCGGAGAUCGACCCAGUGUCUCCUCACAAUACGACAUCCAGAAACAUCUACUCGCCCAUUGUGCGUUUCCUCACACCCACUAAAGAGAAUGUGACGCUUGCUGGAAACAACGUGUUGAUGAGCCCGGAACAAGGCGUGUUUGGUUUUGCUUCCAUUGACCUUCUAGUUGGAGAAGAGGAUGAAGACAUCUUCAAUCCCUUCAUGUUCAUCAAAAACAUACCGUCGCAUUCUCAGCACUCCCAGCCCCAACUCCGAGAUAUUCCCCCCAAGACCAGGAGCACCCCAGAGGCCACGUUGGUGAUUGACCUGGAGGAGACGCUGAUGUUCAGCUCUCUGAAUGUCAUCGAGCAAGCGGAGUACACUUUCCACACAGCAUUCCAGGACCACCAGUACAAGGUGUACAUGAUCCUACGGCCACAUGUCAAAGAGUUCCUGCAGUCCAUGGCAAAAGUCUAUGAGCUGUUUGUGUACACGUGUGCAAAGAAGGAAUAUGCAGAGAAGAUACUGGAUAUCCUGGAUCCCCAGAAAAAACUCUUUCGACAUCGCCUGUAUCAGGACGACUGCGCCUGCGUUCUUGGCCACUACAUCAAAGAUCUCAGCAUCCUCGGGAGGGAUCUUGCCCAGACGGUUGUCCUGGACAACGCACCCCACACAUACCCGUACCAUCUGAUGAACACCAUUCCAAUCAAGAGCUGGUCUGGUGAGUCGGAGGACCGAGAACUCCAGAAGCUCGUCCCCUACAUGGAGAAGCUGUCCGCAGCGGAGGAUUUUCGGGAGGAGCUUAAGAAGAGGAAGGAUCACUUCCACAGGCUGCUGUCAGAGGACUAACGGAACCCCCUCCCCCCUCCUCAACCCCUCUAUGCUUCCUCGCUUUAACUACUUCAUAACUUUCAUAGCUUGCGUUUUCCUUCCUUUUGCUUUGGCCAAAAUCAGCGUCUAGUGAGAACUAGCUAACCGUUGGUGGCGGACCUGCUGUCCCUCCUUUCUCUUAGAUCGUCUUCAAAAGACGACACCUCGGUAUUUUAAACCUAUUGCCGUUACCAAAACCCAUUUCCUCCAAGAGUCGUCACACAGGUUAAAAAAAAAAACGUGGCCCAGGG
Messenger RNA from Pungitius pungitius (ninespine stickleback), 1591 nucleotides. RefSeq names its product CTD (carboxy-terminal domain, RNA polymerase II, polypeptide A) small phosphatase like 3 (gene ctdspl3). The record is from RefSeq and is a predicted model, not a curated record. The transcript is spliced from 11 exons. Gene Ontology annotation, molecular function: phosphoprotein phosphatase activity. Bases 171 to 1319 code for a protein of 382 amino acids. Lineage: Eukaryota; Metazoa; Chordata; Actinopteri; Perciformes; Gasterosteidae.